This is a messenger RNA of Manduca sexta (tobacco hornworm), 6727 nucleotides long. Its product is annotated as TBC1 domain family member 12-like. The record is from RefSeq and is a predicted model, not a curated record. NCBI's taxonomy places the organism in Eukaryota, Metazoa, Arthropoda, Insecta, Lepidoptera, Sphingidae. The coding region runs from base 86 to 1309 and encodes 407 amino acids. The transcript is spliced from 5 exons.
UGUCGUUGUAUUUUGUUUCAGACCAUCAAACCUUCCAGCGAAAUGCACGGAAGAAGCACUGCGUCACAAGGCAGAGCACGCUCGCAUGGUCGAGGCAGCGAGGCGGAGGGUAGAGAGGGAAGUGGCGGCGAGGCACGCCAAGCUGCAGGAGUCGCUGCGGCAGGAGGAGCGGCUGGCGAGGCACGCGCGGGAGUGGACGCAGACGAUACUGCCCGACUGGCAGAAUAUGAAAAACACAAAACGGACUCUAGAGCUAUGGUGGUGCGGGCUACCACCAGCUGUUAGAGGUAAGGUGUGGCAACUAGCCAUAGGGAACAAGUUGAAGAUAACGCACGAAAUGUACCAGGACUACGUAGCGAAAGCCAAGCAGAAGUUACAAGAAGCACAGCUCAGAAGGAAGCGGUUAAAAGUUAAUCAGGGAUGUGGAUGUGUUCCUAGGAAAGAUAAAGCAAAAUUCGAUGACGUGCUACCGGCAGACACUAAAAAAGAUAAGAAAGAUGACGACAAACGUUUAGGUAUACCGAGAAAUUUCAGCGAGCAGAAUUUGAAGUCGCACACAGAAGACAGUGAGCCUAAGAAGUGUUGUUCGAAGUCGAAUCCUGAUCUGUUGGACUAUGGUGAUGAGUGUUCGAUGGAGCUGAUACAGUUGGACAUAGCGCGGACGUUCCCACACUUGUGUAUAUUCCAGCGCGGAGGGCCAUACUUUGACGUGUUGCACGAAUUGUUGGCGGCUUAUGUUUGUUACAGACCUGAUAUUGGAUAUGUGCAAGGCAUGUCGUUCAUCGCGGCGGUGCUGAUCCUGAACAUGGAGGCGGCCGGUGCGUUCGUGUGCUUCGCCAACCUGCUGGACGGCUGCGUGCUGCGCGCCGCCUUCACGCGCGACGGCGCCACCAUGCAGCGUUUAUGGAAAGCGUACGGUCGCCUAGUGGAGACGAACAUCCCGGCGCUGACGGAUGGCGCGUUACUCCCCGAGCUGUACUUGCUGGAGUGGCUGUACACGGCGUUUGCAAAAGCUAUGCCGCUGGACGCCGCCUGUCGCCUCUGGGACGUGUUCCUGAGGGAUGGCGACACGUUCCUGUUCAAUGCUGCGCUUGGUAUCCUCCACUUAUACCAAGACGAGCUGAAAGACAUGGACUUCAUAUCGGCCGCCCAGUUCCUGACCAAGCUCCCCGAAGACCUUGACGCCGAAGCCCUCUUCAAGAGCAUCUCGUCAGUCUCCAUGUGCUGUGACGGUAUGUCGUUUGAGGAGCUGGUCUCCUGCUGCGAGGUCGACAGCAGUCUGGACGAUGAUGUGGCGGUCAGGUUAUGAUAUCCGAGGAGUUGGAGCCACAGCUUCUGGGACCUUGUUGAUGCCCUGUCCUUCAGGGUUGGGUUAUAGUGACCUUAGUUAGACUUGACCCUAAAGAAUUUGGGAACCGAGGCUAAGUUCUUGCGGUCCCGUGUCGAGGAAUUUUAAUGAAUUAAAAAUUUUAAGACCAUAGUUUGACGUCCAAGAUCAUUUAGUGGUGACUCUUACCCUGGUUUUUGUUAGAAUACGAUGUUGCGUCCCAGUAAAGAUCGAAGACCAGGAUGUACUAUUUCUAGAACUUGAGUUCUAACGUUAAUUAUAGUGACCUGAAUAACUUUGAAUAUUCUUGAACAAGUUAGACGAUAACAUUGUAAUCUGACAAUACCUGAGGAAUAUUUUCGAAAUUAAUUCGUUGUUGACGUUUUAGCUAUAUGAAUUUAUUCGUAGUUAGGAAUGUUGCAAAGUAUCGUGGAUUAUGACGUCAUUGUAUAUCAUUCGUAGUUGUGUUUGAAUAGUUUUCGGGAUUGUUUUGCUCGUUUACUAACUGCGAAUUAAACAGUGAUGUCAUAGUUCAGUUUGACAACUAAAGAUCAUUAGAUAAAAUAAAAAAUAAAAAAGAUAAAUACUUGAACCAUAAAAUGUUGUCCUUUGGGUGAAAUAUAGUGACUUGGUUGGGUUUAGAUGUCGUUUUGUGUCAUGCGAUUUUUACUCUUAUUGUCUAAAUUACGUAUUCUCAAAAUAGAUAAAUGACACGAAAACUAAAUUAAAUUGUAUGAUAUAGGUAUGUAUUCAAAUUAAAGUUUCGGUCACACAGCCGUGCAGGGUCGGAACAGUGGCGGCUCCGUGUACGGUCACGGAUACAAAAAUUUGCAUAGUGAUUUCUUAUGUUUACACGAAUGUUAGACAUUAAAAGAAUUUUGGGUUCUAUCGCGGUUUUUGUAUCGUAAUUUAAUUCCGACGAAACAAUUUUUAUUUCAUUUAACAUUUUUUAUAAAGCGAUUAUAUAUAAUGAAACCCUUAGGCUCUUAGCUAUCAAUCCGCACAUCUAUGAUAUCUAUUCACAACAUCUAAAAUCGUAUGAUAUUUGUAAAUAAUGGUUAUGUCGUUGUUAUUUUCUAUUUAUGUCUAGAGUACCCGCGAUAUACGUCAGAUAACAACUCAUACGCCCUGUCACGGUACCGCCGCGGCCCCUGCUCGUCGAUGUGUGAACGAACCUUCAUUUGUAUUUUGAGGCGGAAAAUUGACUUAACACGGGGAAUAAAGAAUAUAUUCCAGCCCUAUAUUAUAUAUAGAUAUUCUGGAAUAAAUUGUUCUAGAGAAGUGUGCCACAUAGUUUAGGAGAGAAUGUGUGUGUUUGUGCGCGUGAGUUUAAAAGGUUUUUUUAUGGAUGUUGUUAGGUGUAUUUAGAUGUUUGUUAGAAAUAAAUAUAUGUCAGUGAUUAUACAUUGGAUUAACUGCAUGACUUUUUCGCUGUUCUGUGAUCGUUGUACAGUCAGAGGCAAAAGUGUUUGCAGAUUAUAAUAAUGUAGAUAAACUUGUGUGGUUGAUUGUAUGCAUGAGAAAAAAUAAAGCAGAUAAAGUGUUUAUAAAUGCAAUACAAAGGAUUAUAGACCUUAUCUUUAUUUCCUUUUUGUAUUGUAUUUCAUAAUAUGUAGUAUAAAAUUGUAUUUAUAUUUAUGAACCGUAGAAGCUUCACACAAAAGCCAUUUUUGCAUACAUACAUGCAAAAAUUAUACAUUAUAUUACAAAUCAUAUGGUGUCUAAUACGCUUGAGUGCAAUGUAAAUUAUAUAUAAUUAUAUGUAUAUACGUUUAUAAUGAAAUAUAUUAUAUGUUGUGAUCGUGAACUUAACAUGUUAUGAUAUGAAUAUAGAUACAAUGAACUUGGAAAAAUAAAAUGCAACGUAAAUUCCUUUUUGUCAGAUUUAACGUUAAUUAUUGGAUUUAUUUUAAAAAUAUAUUGUAUUUUAUAUCUUAUAUUAGCAAUUAAAUAGGCCGACAUAGUUGUGUCGACCGUCUGGGGAUGAUUAUCUCUUGCCGGUCGACAUGUUUUUGGAUAUCUUUUGACAUUAGGUGCAGUGAGGUCACAUGACCGGACCGCUCAUAAAAAAUAGUCUUCAACAAAUCUGCAGCCAUACAGGCAGUGGAGCAUUUCUCAAAAAAAAAGUACGAAAUUAUUUUCAUGAUUUUUUCUGUUUUUUUGUGUGAAUAAAAUCAGAUGAGACAGAAAAUUUCUUAAAAACUUUUUCCUUACGUCAUUUAUUUUGAGAAAUACUGAAAGCGUUAUUAAAAAUAUAUUUACACCGACAAGUUAUACGAGUAUUAAUAUUCAUACCAGAACUAUCAUAAUUCGUAAUAUAUAUUAUAUUUAACAUAGAGCGUACAGUUGGUUGAAAUAUGCUGUAGUAAACAACGUGUGGAAUUGGUAACAGAUAAAUUAGUGAAACAAGCCGUUGAUUUGAGUCUUACAAAUCUUAUUCAGUAGGUGAUGUAACCCCUCCAAACCAGGGGCGAUAGGUGAAAUUUUCUAAUACAACAUAUAAGUAUUAAAAUACACAAAUGCGGUCUGCUAAUCGUUCUAAUGAUAAUUAGAUUCCACAUAAAAGGGGAAGUCGGCAAGAAUGAGGUUAUAUGGAGCCUUCACCACUGCUCCAUAGUUCCUCGCGUCUCGACCAAAUCUACCGCAGGGUGAUGAGCGCAGUGGAAUAACAUGCAAUAUCUUGGUAUUCAGUUUUGUAUGGUGUUGCUGUUGGUUGUGGACGGUCGUAUCGGUUAUUACCUGGCGAGCUUCAUGCUCGUCGCGUUAUUGAAUGAAAGUAAACAAGACAUGGUGUAUUUCUGUUUCAAUGUCACUCUAACCGACUUCUGAGGUCGUUGCCAAGCUGCCAUCUUACGAAUGAUAACGUUAAUAAAAACAAAUAAUAUAUGGGAAUGACAUAUUCGAGUCGAUAAACUUAUCGAUCGGAUAUUUCCAUAUAUUUUUUUUGUUUUCUAUAAGCGUUAAUGAUUGUAGAAAGGCAUCUUGGCGCUCAACUCUUGGCGAGUUUAAUUAUCUAAUUCAUUUGAUAUUGCGAAGCGGGGAAUCCCUCACUGUGAGAUGACUACCAUUCUGACGUGCCGUUGUUAUGCUCAAAAUAUAAACAAGCGGCUUGUUUUGCUAAUAAUGCUAUACGCGUUCUGUUGACAUAUCAUUAAUUAUACUGAAUAUGAUUUUUUAUUUAUUUAUUUUUGCACUUCACAUACAAAAAAUGUACGGCGGACUUAAUGCCAAAGGAUUCUCUCCCAGUCAACCUAAGGGUGGUGCGGAGAUAAAUAAGGUAGGUGCAUCAAGGAUAUGAUGCACCUACCUUAAGGUCGAUAUUGUGGUAGAGUGGCGUGGCGAGGGUUUCUGUCGCAUGGAGCGGACUCAAUGUAGACUCCGGCAAAACUCCGCAAACACAUGUCCCUAGCACUGCCCUAGAGUCUUCGACGACUUCGCGGGCACGUCCCCCCGCCCCUAGACAAGCGACUUCCUUCACACGUGUCGCCCUCCCUCCUAUGAGGUCCCUAUAAGGUCAUUUCAAAAAGUUGUAAGAACUCUAUUCUUUAUUAUAUGGAAUGUUAGUAACAGGUAUGAUCAAUAAUCAAUCUCAUACUAGACGCCAUGGUCAUUAUAGCUUAAUAUAUAGUGUUGGUACAGAUUAUAAAAUCGUUCAUUCAAUAUUUAUAUUCUGUAUUGUCACUCCAUAGAUUUUCGAAUGUUGUAUAAAUCGCUAGUGUAGGACUUUCAUCGUCAAUGUUAAAUCGAGUUAAAUAUAAAAUUAUCCAGUGUAAAUAAUUGUAUAUAUUUAAUUAUCAUUAAUAUUGUCAAUUAUAAUGGUAAUUUUUAUAUUACACUGGCGGACAAAAUAAUCGGAAUUUUAUCGAUAAUAUUACUGGAUAGGUUCAUGCUUGCAUAUUUUUAUUUUAAAUAUUCAAUAUCAUAGAAUCACUCCUCUCCUGCACAAUAUUACUCAAAUUGGAAAUUUCUGGUUCUUAAUUAUAUUCUUUCAUCAUAAUAUAUAUUUUAAGCCUAUUUCUUAGACUGUCUUCUGUUCAAAAAAGCAAAAAGGACGACUUUAAUAUCUAAUUUCAAUCUUUAGUUCUUCUAACAAUUCUUUUAUGUUGAGUUAUUCAAUUCAAUAUUAAUGACUAUUUCGAUGGUACUCAUAAAUUAAAAAAAAAAGUCUAAUGAUCUGUCAUUCUUUAUUGGUAGCUAAAACAAUCAUACACAAGAAAUUAAACAGUACAUAACAAAGUAUUCUUUUUUCUAUUGUCGAAAAUGAGGAACGAUAUUUUUGUCCGCCAAUGUAAAGUUAUUUAAUGUAAGGGAAAACAUUCAACGAGUAGUGUCACCGGCCUAAUAGUUAAUGAAUCUUCGAAACUGUUUCGAAAUCUAGUUGUAUUUAUCUUAUACUAUAUCUGUAGGUAUGUCUGUGUCUAUAUUAUGACGUCAUGUUCUUAACCAUUAGCUAGCUUGUACACGCGGUUUCGCGCGAAUACUAUUAUGUAGUUAUUGUUAUCUAUAUCUAUCACUUGUAAUAUGUAUGUUAUAACUCAUUUUAGGUAAUAAAACUUUUAACACAUUUCCUCAAAAUUAUAAACUUCUCCGCCAUCUCGUUAUCAAUUUUUUGUGGAUCAAAAUAAUAUCAAAUAAGUGAUUUUUUGCGUUAUUAGAGUAAAAAAUAAAAAAUUAAAAUCUUCAAAUUGUGGCAUUUGAAUACCCAAAUGCUAUCGACACUCGUACAACAGAACACCACAACCGCUCGCGACUCGCCUCGACACCAGUUGUUUAAACACGUUAUACUCCAGAGUGAUCAAUUUAUCCAUCCAUAUUUAUUCGGCCUAAGGAUUCUGAAUCCUACCUGAACAUAGUCGAUAUUGCAAAAUAAAAAUUCGUUUACCGUAAUUCUUCAUAUAAAUGGUUUGUUUUAAUAAAUAUUAUAUCAUAUAUCAAUAAUACAAACUCAUCACCUUUGCCGCUAAUAUUUUGACGGCCGACUUAAAGACAAAUUAUCGCACUGCAAGAGUGUAAACAGAAACUCGAAUCACGCGAAUUGCGAGGCGACCACGAGGCGAGAGUGUAAAUGGGACAUGAAAAGAAUAAUUUUUUCCAUGAUAAUAUUAUGUACCUAUUUAACAUUUUCCCCUAAUAUAUAUGUAUCUAAUUCAAUAUUCUAAUGAAUCCCUAAUACCAUUUUUUUUCAAGUUGAGGGUUUGGUAGGGACAAAUCUUCAAUAGAAAAAUACCAUAGUGAAUGUCCUAUCAUUGUCUUGUGUAUUCACAAUUAACCAUCUCUAGAAAUGAAAACAAUUUUACUUGGCGAAAUGUUUGUGUUAAUUUUACUAAAACAACCAAGUUUAACUACACACAGGGUUGUGAUAAAGUAUAUAAUGGAAUAACAAAAGUUACAUAAUUACAU